Molecule: messenger RNA, 1141 nt
Organism: Aricia agestis (brown argus)
Lineage: Eukaryota; Metazoa; Arthropoda; Insecta; Lepidoptera; Lycaenidae
Product: INO80 complex subunit B
Exons: 3
Coding region: 148-1086 (312 amino acids)
Biological process (GO): chromatin remodeling
Cellular component (GO): Ino80 complex
Source: RefSeq, a predicted model, not a curated record
UAAACAAAAUCUCCGUAAAUAAUUUGCACUAUCGAAUUUGCACAUUUUAUUUUUAUUUUAUUAUUUAAAAUUAGAUUAUGAUAAUAGACAACCAUUAAAGAUUGGGCGGCAAUAACAGAUUGCUCAUCUCAUACAAAUAACCGCAAUAUGGUUCGAAGACAACGCGAACAAAGUACUAGUGAAGAUGAAAUAGUUAUUGAUACUACUCCCCAAAAGAAACACAAGCGGCACAAGCAUAAAAAGCACAAGAAGCGAAGACAUGACGAAUACGAUAGUGAUACGUCUAUCGACGUCUCUUACGAAGACGUUAUGGACAAACCAUACAAAAUUAAAACAAAAAAAGAGAUGCCAGGCACUUCUGCAGCAGAUAUGCUCAAAGCACAGAACAUUAAAACCUUGUCCGACACUCGCAAACCUUUACCGGGAUCGUCCUCCAGCACACCUCCUAAAGCCAGUUCUAAAAAGAAGAAAACCAAGGGUCGAGACAGUGGAACUUCAAGUGAAGAGGAACGAUGGUUAGAUGCCAUCAAAUCAGGAAAACUUGAAGAGGUUGAUGAGGAACUAAAAAAAAUAAAACCUAAAGAUCCCAAAAUGAUGACAGCAAGGCAGAGGGCCAUGUAUGAAAGGGGCACAGAUAAAGAGACCAGUCCAGGUGGAGAAGUACUACUUGCACUUCCUUCUGGAUAUAAAGAAAAAGUUAUGACAGCGGAAGCUCUUCAGAAGGCAGCUCUAAAAUCGCAAAAACGCAAACAGUUAGCCGAUGAAAAAAGGGAGAAAGACAAAAAGAAGACCAUGGACCGUCUUCUUAAAAAGCAGGAGUCCAAAAAUCUAAAGAAUAAUCAGAAAGGAAAGCCCCAGAAAAAACUAGAACCAAUGAUAGUGUAUAAAAAUAGUCAAAAUGAAAUAUCACUUUCACUGCCACCUGGUGUGGACUUCCCUAUACGGAGUCAGCCUCCCAGAGUUGCACCACCUCCUGCAAGGUGUGGUGUCCACGGAUGUAAAAAUAUAAAAAAAUACAAUUGUUCAAAGACUGGAAUUCCUUUAUGUGGCUUAGAAUGUUAUAAGAAAAACUUGCUGUGUGUUUAAUACCUGUUAAUAAAAAUAUCUUAAUUAAACUUAAUUAAACAUUAUUUAUCCCUCC